Molecule: messenger RNA, 3018 nt
Organism: Mycena citricolor
Lineage: Eukaryota; Fungi; Basidiomycota; Agaricomycetes; Agaricales; Mycenaceae
Source: the annotation of a GenBank genome assembly
GUCACACGCCCACCGUUUUACGUAAAUUAGUUCCGCUCCAGUGGACGUGCAUCGAGCGUCACGUGGCCCCACGCUCAUCCGCCCUCAAAACCAUGAGAUUGUGCGGAGCUUGACACUUCUUCGCUCCUCAACAACUUCAUCUGAGACACACAUCCAACUCAAUACUAUAACAUCAACAACACCGCCAAUGUCCACCACCGCAUACAUGCCCUUCCUCGUAUCGACCCCGCAGCAAGAAUGGAUGUCGGAGGAAAUGCGCAGGGGGGAGUUCUUUCCCCCGCCGCCUACUGGGAGCGGACAGAAGAACGGCUCACGGGGCGGGAGUCGACAAAGCAGCACACCGAGUACACCGAAUCCGGAGGCAGUCCCGCGCGAGCAGAGACAGGAUCCGGUCACUCAAGCGUCAGUCACGCAUCCCCAAGUUGGUGCACCACUGAAUCCCCUCUCGCACUCCCCGCUUACGCAGAUGAGCCUGCCAUCGAAUUCGACGUUGUCAUCCAGCCUGUCGCAGCUAUCUCCCGCCGAGGAACAUGGCUCGGAGACAAUGAUACCGCCGUCCGGCACUAGCGAUUCUCCCCGCGCCACCCGAUCGGCAUCUUCGAUAGUCGAGUCACAUACGCCCAUCUCGCAUGCAUACCCGGCUUCCUGGGGUGCGCAGUCGAAGGCUCAAGAAGUGAAAGCGGACGUUCCGGUACAAAGCCCUCUCUCGGACGAAUCCCGAGAGAUCGACAAGACGCAGACAAGGUCAAACGUGCCACAGGACUCCAAUGCUUCCACAACGGCGCUACACGGGUCGGUUGCGUCGGACUCGUCAGCAGUGGCACCUUCAGCAGCUGUCGCAGGCUCCCAUGUUUCUGAUGCAGAGCUCAUUGGAACAGCAGAUGCGCCCGGUCUAUUGGACCGCACACCUGUCAUGUCGCCGUCCGACACGCCCGACUACAUUUCCCGUGGCGUGGCAUCCUCACUGUCGAUGGAUAUCCCGCCUCGCUCCGCGUCAGACUACUGGCGCCCAGAGACAUCGCAAACACCCAUCUCUGUCGUGCAGCGCGCAUCGCCCAAGCUGUUGUCAACGCCCAACGAGUCGGUCGACCUGCUCCAAAGCCCGGACGCCACAGCCCAGCCUCAGGUGUUGUCGUCGCCCCAGUCCAUCGACAGCGACCAGCAGAUGACAAGUGCGGAGUGGGCUACAGCCGCGAAUGUCGAUCCUUUUCACUUCACGUCGCUCACGCCGCAAGAGCUUUCCGAGACACAGCUAUCUACCAUGAUGUCGGCGCCGCAUGAGAGCUUGAGGACUAGCAGUUCGCUUAUGGCGCACUCGGAGCACGCGAGCGCGGGAUUGGUGCAGUCGCCUGGCGAUGCUCAGGUUGUUGCCGAUCCUGCGACUCCGAGCAGGGCACCGAUGGCUCCAGAGGAGACGCAGGCUCGCACCGCAUCGCGUGGCCACCCGGAUAUGGGACUUGUGCAGGGUGCUGGAGACGCGCAGGUCGUUGAUCCUCUCGACUCGAGCAUCGCGUCCACAAAUGAGGACAAGAACCGGCCCGAUCAAGACGUGGCGCUUGUGCGGUCGCCCGGGGAUCUUUCUGACCCUCUCGAGGCAUCGAUUGCACGGGGGAGAGACGGCUCGAUGACGGACAACCACGUGCUCGAACUGAAUGGGCCUGGUCACGGCAACACCAACCUACCCGAGGAUCUGUCCGCUGGGGGACUGGGUGAUGAGGCACCCGCGGAGGGUGCCGUGCAACCUGAGGUUGCGUCGUCGGACCGUGUUUUUGACCGUGAGGCGGCAAAUGCACAAAUGGAAAAGACUAGAAGAAAGUAUCAGCGAUUCGGGAACGUCGGUACCACUGCUGAAGAAGAAACUUCGGAUCGAACUCAUCCCCUGAAUGAAGCGCGUAUGGGGCUAGUGCAAUCGCCCGGUGACGCUCAAGUCACGCAUCCUCUGGGGCCCCCAAACGAUCCCGAGGAUGAGAAGCAAGAGCAUCGACGCUUUGGUUCGGGAACAGGACUAGUGCAGUCGCCAGGAGAUGCCCAAGUCCCCGACCCUCUCGAGUCCACCAGUCACACUCUUCCGAAGCCACUUGUGCGGGAUGUGGCGGACACCGGACUGGUACAGGAUUCGCAAGGUGCUCCAGGAAUGACAUCCGGAGCCAGUCAGACGCGGAGCGACCAGUCGCUGGAGCUCGGCCGCGACAAUCAUGGCAUGACGACCUUAAGUCAAGGUCUAUCAUCCAAAGACCCUCGUGAUGAGACACAGAGGCAGGAUGAUGUGCAGCCAGGCGCUACGGUGUCACCUACGACUCCACCUGUUCGUCCGGCCCCGGAUGUCGUCGACUCUACCAGCAGCAAGCAUCAGCGUGCCUCGGAAGCCAAUGUCAGUGCAGACAGGGUGGAUGGCUGGGCUGAGCAAGAUACAUCCUCGGUGUUGCCCAACACCCCACCGAUCAACUCACUACCGUCUGGCAUUGCUGAGCAUCUACAAGACCGCGAGGGAACGACUCCCGCUGUGUCGUCGGGAGUCCCGGACACCGCGCCGUCCGACUCUCUGCUGCCGGCUGUGGUUGGGCGCCUCCACCAACAGGGCGAGGAGACGCAUGGCGAGAAGAUGCCCGCCUCCGCGGACGGCCCACCCGCGCCGGCGAAACAUGUGACGACGAUAGGUCCAGAUCAUCCCGUCUCCCAUGGAGAUCACAGCGCCACGGCCGAUCAUGCUCAGGGCCCUGUAGCCGAGGCCGCUGCGACCCAGGACCAGCCUCGCCAGCCUCGCUCUCGGCCGCGGUCGCCCCCGCCCCCGCCGAAGUCGCUCAAGGAUCGAAUCGUCCAGAAAAUCAAGGAUACGGUGCACCACUAGGUGGUGCAUAUAGCCUAUGAAUUCUAGGUAUUGCUUGAUAUGAACCUUCGUCGUGUAUCCAAAUGUACUUGUAAAUGUAUAUCAACCAAUGCUUGUCGAUUCGAUGACCCUCUACGCUCAUGGCAGCUUGAUCACGCCGGCGAAACAUAUGCUCCGUGGCCCAGCUGGUU